This is a messenger RNA of Rotaria sp. Silwood1, 678 nucleotides long. NCBI's taxonomy places the organism in Eukaryota, Metazoa, Rotifera, Eurotatoria, Philodinida, Philodinidae. The record is from the annotation of a GenBank genome assembly.
AUGGGCAACAAAUCAAGUAGUAAAGGCAAAAAAGAUCCGACUAUAUUAACUGAAGAAGAUAUGAAAAUAUUAAAAGACAAUACUAAAUAUUCAGAAGAACAAAUUCAAGCAUGGCAUACUGGUUUUCUUAAAGAUUGUCCGUCGGGUAAACUAGAUAAAAAACAAUUUCUUAAUGUUUAUAAGAAAUUUUAUCCGGAGGGUAAAGCUGAUAAAUAUUGUAAUUUUGUAUUUAAAGCAUUCGAUACAGACAAUAAUAAUUGGAUUGAUUUCACUGAAUUCUUACAAGCUGUUGGUGUAUCUCAACAUGGAAGUCUUCGAGAAAAAUUAGGAAUGGCUUUUGAUAUUUAUGAUCAAAAUAAAGAUGGACAAAUAAAUCGUAAAGAUAUGAUUAAAAUAAUCGAAGCUAUGUAUGAUUUAGCUAAUGAAGAAGAUCGUACUGGUGAUAAAGCACCUGAUAAACGUGUUAACCUUAUUAUGCAACGUUUCAGUAAAGAUAAAGCUGAUGUAGUUCACCGUACUGAAUUUAUUGAAGGUUGUCUUCGAGACGAACUUUUACGUAAAAUUCUUGCACCUAAUACGGCUCUUGAUGCAGAAGGAUUCACUUCUACUACAACGACUGUCACAACUGUUCCAAUAUAUAAAACAACAUCAAUUAAUGAAACGGGUGCAGCCGUUUAA